AAAGAGAGACAAAAGAGAGGACUGUGUGAUCCUGCUGUUAGAGCAGCUUGUGUUGAGGAGAGAGUGUAUCCUAUCCCUCUCUUUUCUCUCUUUCGUGUCAUUCUUGCUCUCUCACUGUGUUAGCGGUGGAGGGUGCAUCGGCCGUCCCAGGCCUAGUUACAUGUCCCAGCAUCCCGCAAGAGCUCAGACAAGGCCACUGCGACUGUAACGGAGACUGUGAAAACAGAAGACAGGGAGUUAGAGACCUGAGCGGUGCAUCUGGAGUGAAGCCCCUGAAGCCCCAGAGAUCCACUUCUCUCACACACUACCCAAUCGACCUGCGAACAUCCAUGGAGGAAAAGUACAAAGAGAUUGCCGAGGAGCUGUUCACACGCAGCAUGGCAGAUAGUGAGAUGCGGAGCGCUCCAUAUGAGUUUCCGGAGGACAGCCCCAUCGAGCAGCUGGAAGAACGACGGCACCGCCUGGAGAGGCAAAUCAGCCAGGACAUCAAGCUUGAGCCCGAGAUCUUGCUCCGCGCCAAACAGGACUUCAUGAAAAUCGACAGUGAUGCAGACCUAGAGUCAUUGCAGGAGCUGAGUUUGGACAAUGUUGAUAAUUGCUUUAAGAAGAGGGAGCUGCCACUGGAAAGAGAGUACCAGCGAGUUUCAAUAUCUGGAGAGGAUAAGUGCGGGGUUCCCUUCGUUGACCUUGUAGAUGCUGCAAAGUGUGUGGUGAAGGCACUGUUUAUCCGGGAGAAGUACAUAAAGCGAUCCAUUCAGAACUUUUGUAAGACCACCGCUCACUCCCUCCAGGAGCUGGGGAUGAAGCCUCUGGAUCUGGCCGACUACGACGAUAUAGCAGAGACUCCUGUAGAUGCCGAUGCCCCUGUGCACCCACCGGUCUCAAAGAAUCACCCCUAUGACAAAGACCCCAAGUAUUUGCCGACAGACACAGGCUAUGGUUGCAAGAUGGUGGGUGGAGUAGUCCAUGUAUACACCAAGAAAACCAACAUGGACAAAAGCACAGAACUGGACCUGACCUAUCCUGACCUGACUGAGUACAUUGGAGACAUGAAUGUGAUGAUGUCCCUCAUCAUCAACGGGCCAGUGAAGUCUUUCUGUUACCGCCGCCUGCAGUACCUGAGCUCUAAAUUCCAGAUGCACAUCCUCCUGAAUGAAAUGAAGGAGCUGGCGGCUCAGAAGAAAGUUCCCCACAGAGACUUCUACAACAUACGAAAGGUGGACACACACAUACACGCAUCGUCCUGCAUGAACCAGAAGCACCUGCUGCGAUUCAUCAAGAGAGCCAUGAAGAAAUAUCCCGAGGAGAUCGUUCACGUGGACCGCGGCCGUGGUCAGACCCUGAAGGAGGUGUUCGAGAGCAUGAACCUGACGGCCUUCGACCUGAGCGUGGACACUCUCGACAUGCAUGCGGAUCGUAACACAUUCCAUCGGUUUGACAAGUUCAACGCCAAAUACAACCCCAUCGGAGAAUCCAUCCUCAGAGAGAUCUUCAUCAAGACUGACAACCACAUCGAAGGAAAAUACUUUGCACACAUAGUCAAGGAGGUGAUGUACGACUUGGAGGAGAGUAAGUACCAGAACUCUGAGCUCCGCCUGUCCAUCUACGGGCGCUGCCGGGACGAAUGGGACAAGCUGGCUCAGUGGGCCCUCAAACAUCGAGUUUACUCUGAUAAUGUGCGCUGGCUCAUCCAGGUGCCUCGUCUUUUUGACGUGUACAAGACAAAGAAGCAGCUGGCAAAUUUCGAGGAGAUGUUGGAGAAUAUCUUCAUGCCUCUGUUUGAAGUCAGCAUCAACCCGCGCAGUCAUCCUGAGCUGCAUCUCUUUCUGGAGCACGUGUUGGGCUUCGACAGUGUGGACGAUGAGUCUAAACCGGAGCACCACAUCUUCAACCUGGACAGUCCGCUGCCAGCUGACUGGACAGAAGAGGACAACCCGCCCUACUCCUACUACCUCUACUACACCUAUGCUAACAUGACUGCGCUCAACCACCUGCGAAGGCGCAGAGGCUUCCACACGUUCGUCCUGCGACCUCACUGUGGGGAGGCGGGGCCUGUCCACCACCUGGUGUCAGGCUUCAUGUUAUCAGAGAACAUCUCCCACGGUCUGCUGCUCAGAAAGGCUCCGGUGCUGCAGUACCUUUACUACCUGGCUCAAAUUGGCAUCGCCAUGUCUCCACUGAGUAACAACAGCCUGUUCCUCAGUUACCAUCGCAACCCGCUGCUGGAGUAUCUGUCCAGAGGCCUCAUGAUCUCUCUGUCCACCGACGAUCCCCUUCAGUUCCACUUCACCAAGGAGCCUCUGAUGGAGGAGUACAGCAUCGCUGCUCAGGUGUGGAAACUAAGCUCCUGCGACAUGUGUGAGCUGGCCAGAAACAGUGUCCUCAUGAGUGGGUUUUCACACAAGGCCAAAAGCUACUGGUUGGGCCCCACCUACUUUGACGAGGGUCCUGCGAGCAACGACAUCCGCCGUACUAACGUCCCUGACAUCCGCGUGGCGUACCGCAGCGAGACCCUUGCUGAGGAGCUGCAGCUCAUCACUCAGGCUGUCCACACCGAGGAGCUGGACCCGAUCAGCGAGGAGGACGCUCUGUCCAUGGGCCCUAUCCUGGGAGAUCACUAAAGUCACAAUAACCUGUGAACCCCCAGCCCGGUGGUCCACCCAGCAUGACACGGAAGAGACGUGGUGGGAGGGUAAUUCUGUUGCAUCCCACAUACAGUAUAAACACCACAAACCAUCCAUAUCAUCCGUAUGCCGUACACACAGAUACCAAAAAGCCAAGGACAAAGUGCUGCUAGAGCCGUUCAGAUUCUAUGUUCCUCCGUUUUUUGUGUUAGUCAUUAUCAGGCUGAAGUUAUGGAUAUCUAACCUGUUGUUGUUAACGUUCCUAGGUCAGUCAUAAUCAAGGUUAGCAGAGAAGACCAACACACGUGUUUCUUUUGAAUAAAAAAAAAAACGAGAAACACUGGAGAGGUUUCAGGGCGAUGCUGUCUUUAUCCUUCUGUCCAUGAGAUUGACAUCCUGUCCAGUCAGCAGUAUGUAUUAAUACACCAGACGCAGUACUCAGCAUGUAGUAUCUGUGUUCUACUGAAACACUGACAACCAGCACAUUGGGACUUUCUUCACAUAAACCCACUCUGAACGCAGCUGACAACCUGGUGCAUCUUCUCUCUUCAUUAUUCAAACUUAUUCAAAUGAUUACCCAUUCAGUUUUUAUGGAAUGAUAACAGCUGUAGGUUGGAUUUACCCAGAAGAUGGUUUAAGCUUCUUCAGGGCGUCCCCAGGUUUGGAGAUGUACUGAAUCAGAGAAGAGAGAGCACAGCUUCUGGUACUUUGUUGUGGUGUCAGAUCAUUUAUUUUUAAAGAAUUAUUAUUGUCCAAAAUGUAAUGAGCUCAGAAAAUGACUUCCUGGUCGUCCAUUGCAAACAUUCCAGGAAGCUAAAACUUGUCUUUUGCUCCAAAUAUAAUCCAGUAAAUGUUCACAAUCAUCCCAUUUUGAUGGUGUUCAUGAGAAGAAAAGGGAUUUGAACCAUAGCACAAAUAUUUAUGGAUGAAUUUGCAUCGUCUGAGGAGAAAGCUCUUAGUGACCUCACUGUGACAUCUAUCACUCAUUCCUUCCCUUGUAGACAAAUCGCAAAGUUUUGUUUUUUUUCACCGCUGCAUGCAGUGCACUGUACAUAUGCAGCAGGACAAGACUUUGCAGUGCCUUUUCCUUUUUAGCUUAAGCCUGAAAAUCCCCCUUUUCUUUUUGCAUUUUCUUUUUCUCAGUCGUCUACAGUAGGCCUCCAAGCUGUUGUAACUUCCCCACCGAUGGAACUGAAACCACCUAGCUGCAUGCUCGGUGUGAAGAAGCUUGGCCUUUGUUUGACGAGGACAUUUUGUUUCUAUUACUCUGCUUCUAAGUGCUUUAUUUGCAUGCCUGCAUGAGUAAUGGAUGGCAGGCGAGAAUUAGUUAUAUACAGCAAGCUGUAUGUGACGUUUUAAUUCAUUCAGGGCUACACCAGCAUUUGAAAUCUGUUUGCAUUAAAGAGAUUUAAAUUAAGCACUGUUCACCAUGUAGAUACAAGCCAACCAUGCUGGGACAUGGUCCAGAUGUUUGCAUGGUUCUUGUAGCAUUUUCUUUUUAAACUCGCCCCAAAUCUGAUCAAAGCUGGGAUCACAAAUUGUGUUUUAUACUCAUCAUAUUAUUUCUCUACCUGCCAAUGGACACGGGCCAACUUCCAUCAAACUGUGAGCAUUGUUAAGAUGAUUAGGAUGAAAGAUGAGAAGCUGAAUUUCUUCAGCAGGAAUAAAGUGGAAGUAGCAUCCAAGUGUUCAAGGGAGGCACCAUAGUUGUGUGCUUGUUCGUUGGGUUUCAUGUAUAAAGCGUAUUUUUUUUAAAGGGGAUAUAAAGAUAAGAGAUUUUAUAUUCACAAUAUAUUGAUGUCAAGGUUUAACACUUAGUAGUGUUGCUGUUUACCAUUGUGAGUUACCAUUAUGACAUGAAGAUAGUCGCUCAAUAAAGGCUGUUCUUUUAUUUAGUUAAUCAGGCCAUUUCAUAUAACAGUAAAUACAGUAUGUAAAUGUUACAUACUAGGGAUGGGAACGAUUCAUCGAAUAUUCGAAAUUAUUCAGGUAUUCGAAUGUGAGUUAUGAAUAUUUUUAUUCUAAUUAUUAUUAUUUUUUAUUUUUUUGGAAGGGGUGCCUAAGUUGAUUACAUAUUAUCAAAUGGAAUAAUUCAAUGUAUACGACAGUGCCAUAGCUAAAUGUGUUGGGUCUAAAGGUGUGUUUUGCUCCGCUCACGGUACCUCACGGCAGAGCUGCAGGUGCUGAUCUCUCUCUCGCGUCCGGUUAUACUUCACUCGCGUUUAUGUCCAAAGCCAUCAGAUCUAGCUAGUUCUAGCCAAUGAUAUGGCUGCUGCCCCUCCCUACACGCAGAUCACGCAGACUCAAACCUCAUCUUAUGCACAAAUUCCAGCUUCUCUACAGCUGGCCUGAUUGUGAAUCGCCUCCGCACCCGCAUCUCCCCAUUAAGAAUAUGAGCAUUUAGAUAUGCUCAUAUUCUUAAACAAGAAUGAGUAUUAUUGAAUAGCUGCAUUCUGUGCAUAGGCCCUGUUACAGGUUGUUGAUCUCUGUUGUAAUAGGGUUAUGUUACCCUGACCCGUUAUGUUGUUCGUGUAUGAUCCCUCUUUAAUUUAAAAACCAAGUUAUGUUUUAAGCAUGAAAGCUGUAGGCCUAUAGUUGUCAACUGUUCAAACUGUGAUCACCAGUUCAAUACAUUUGACAAAUUCGACUUGGUUUCUAUACUUAUUUGAACAUGUAUUUAUUUAUUUUUCCUAAUUAAUUCUUUUUUUUUUUUUUGGUAUAUUUCUUUCCCACAUUUCUUUUUUUUUUAUAGCAUAUGUACAUUUCGGUUAACCGUUUUUUUGGGUGUCGAAUAUUCGAAUAUACAUUUGCUUUCAAAUUCCCAUCCCUAUUACAUACAUCUUACUUUAAAGCCAACAGAUGUUGUUACAGCAGUUGCUGACCUCCACACACACACACACACACACACACACACACACACACACACACACACAUAUAAAACAAACCCCUUCUUUUAAGUCACAUCAAUAGUCAUUUUCUGUGUUUUUGUUUAGGAACGACUAAUUUCCUCCAUUGACUUGCCCAAUAACUUCACACACUUGGUGCGUUCUUCCAGGGACUAGAAUCUGUACUGAACUUUCUCCAUCCAUUCACUAACCGUUGUGUUGUGUGCUUGUUCUAACAGUCAGCACAGAGCUACCUGUCUGCACAACAUUGUGCAGCCUACCUCACAAAUACUUAUCUCCAAACGUUCUCUGUGUUUCUGUGUCCUCAGCAACAGCACACAACAAUUAUUGAAUUAUUUACACGUUGAACAAUCAACCGAUAUUUUUCCGGUUUAUUGCAAUUGUUUGUUUGGUCUAUUAUCAUCAGAAAGUUGUGAAUAAAGCCCAUUAUGAUUCCUUUAGGACCCUGGGUGUUGAGGUGUUCAAAUUGUUUGUUUUCAUCCAAACUACAGUCUAGUUCUCAAACAUAUUUGCUUUACUUUCAUAGACAAUGUGAUGAAGCAACACAUCUUCACAGUUUGAACCAGUAAAUUGGUCAUUUUAACCUUUUAAAUUCCAGUAAAUAUUGGCGCAUGAGAAGUGAUGCACAUAAAACGGAACAGAUGGGACCAUUUUAAGACGCUUUUAUCUCUAAGUAGUAACACAGCAAUUAUUUGGAUGCCAUCACAAAAACCAGUACUAGUUAUUCAAAUAUAUGCACUACAUUAUUCAUAUAUUUAUAAUUCACACUGAUUUAUGUGUGUUUUACUAUCUGUAUCACUCAUUUAUUACAUUUGUAAUGCUCACUCUCAAGAUAUAUUUCUGUGCAGCUUAUAUUUUUCUCAUUGAAAUCUUUGUUUUCACAAAAUCUCGUCACUUUUUCGACAUUUGAAUUUUAUGGCCAUGGAUCUGUAGCCAAAUGAUUGCCUGAAAUGAAUUUCCAGUGUUUAACAAAUGCCUUUGAUAAGGUUCACGUGUAAUGUCUGAACGAAAUAAAGCAUGUUUAUUCACUAAAA
This is a messenger RNA of Gymnodraco acuticeps, 6564 nucleotides long. RefSeq names its product AMP deaminase 2. Lineage: Eukaryota; Metazoa; Chordata; Actinopteri; Perciformes; Bathydraconidae. The coding region runs from base 330 to 2621 and encodes 763 amino acids. Gene Ontology annotation, molecular function: AMP deaminase activity. Gene Ontology annotation, biological process: AMP metabolic process; IMP salvage. Gene Ontology annotation, cellular component: cytosol. The transcript is spliced from 18 exons. The record is from RefSeq and is a predicted model, not a curated record.